CAAUCAAUUUGCAGAUACUGUGCUUCAAUGAGUUUCCUCGGUUUCAGGUUGCCGGUCGAGAACGCAUUGGUUUGCUGUGGUCCGCGCAUACGAAGUAGACACAUAAAACAAUGGUUAGGGAAACAAGGCAAGCAUUGAUCAGAAGCGCCGGAUGACUUUAUCAACCGUGGCAUAGGCGGCACUAUGUAUCACAACUUUUUGGUAUCAAAUGUCAAAAACUACUAUAAAUGAGCGUGUCUCUCCUCCUUGUCCAGCUGACCUUUUCUCACGAGAUAGCACCUCAUUUUUCCGCCACUAUUAUCUUCUCUAUUGCUUUUAUCCUUUCCUAUUGCUUGUUGCGAUUUUGUUAGAACCAGAAUGGCUCGCCGCGCACCACCUCCACCGCCUCCACCGCCGCCCCCACCAAUCACAUCAUCCGCAGCGACGAAGUCACGAUUGACACAGAUCGAGGCACCUACGUACCCUUCUGGAAGUUAUGGCAUUGGAGUGGAGGUUGAGUUCCUACUAAGCCCUCGUCAAGAGACAAAAAGCAAUAGUAUCCGCGACUUCUCAAUAAAGGUGGCGUCGUCUUAUAAUACCUAUCUGGAUCAACUUGCACCAGGUAGACAUCCUCGGAUGCAUAAUGCAAUUGAUGAAGCCUACCUUGGCCCUCAGUUCGCGGAAUGGUCCCUAGAUUCGGACUCAACGAUCGAGAUGCCUAAUAAAGGCCACGAGCCUUGGGGGCUAGAAAGCAUUUCUCCAAUAUUCAGAGCCCAUAAUGGCUCUACAUGGCGUGAACAUGUUGAGUUCAUGUGGAGGUUUCUAGUUACAGACUUCCACAUUAGCGUAAAUACUAGCUGUGGAACACAUGUCCACCUCUCACGUGUUGGCGGCUAUUCGCUCGCAGAUCUGAAGAAGAUAUGUCAAAGCAUUAUCCAUUUUGAGCCUGCAUUUGAAGCUAUCCUGCCUGAGGAAAGACUUGGCAAUGAAUAUGCGCGAAGCAACUGGCUGGACAAUGAGAAUUUCGGACAUCAGAAUCUGUCGCGGAAACAAAGCAUCGCCGUCAUCAACAAGGUUUCCAGUAUAAGAGAACUGGUUCUCCUCAUGAACCCGCAUCAUGAUAAGAUGUUCGGUUGGAACCUCCUUUAUCUUCUCAACAACCCACAUGGCACAAUCGAGUUCAGACGGGGAGCUGCCAGUGCUUCCGUUCAGAAUGUUUUCGCAUAUAUCGAAAUUGCAAUGUCCUUCGUCGAGGCCGCAAUCCGACUGGGAGAUCCGAAAACACUACAGAAAGUGCCUUCCACUGUUGGUGGGCUUAGACAGUUUAUCCAAGCGGCAAAUCUUCCUGAUGGUAUACCUGGAUUAUUUGAUUCUAGGUACCUCAACCUGAUCUUUUUGGGGAAACUGGAAACUGCGUUUCGUGAGCCAAAGCCGCUCGGAAACCUUUCUGCCUAUAAACUGAACAAGCUUAAGGUUAAAAAAGAAGAGGACAAGAAGAAGAAUGUUGCUAUGAUAAAAAUGCUUCGUGAACCUUACUGGAGCUGAUGACACUUAUCUUUCUCUUAGCUACAAAAGAAGCAAGAUUCUGGGGAGUUUUAAACGGCAAUUUACAUAUUUUCAUAGUUUUGCACUCGUAAUUAUUUGAUUGUAUCUUUUCUUUUAUCCCUCAUCAAUUACAAUUCUUAGGUCUAGACCCGUAACUGUUAGUUUCUAUGUAUAUUAGUA
Messenger RNA from Talaromyces proteolyticus, 1704 nucleotides. RefSeq names its product putative amidoligase enzyme-domain-containing protein. The transcript has 2 exons. Bases 358 to 1524 code for a protein of 388 amino acids. The record is from RefSeq and is a predicted model, not a curated record. Lineage: Eukaryota; Fungi; Ascomycota; Eurotiomycetes; Eurotiales; Trichocomaceae.